This is a messenger RNA of Arabis nemorensis, 1059 nucleotides long. The record is from the annotation of a GenBank genome assembly. NCBI's taxonomy places the organism in Eukaryota, Viridiplantae, Streptophyta, Magnoliopsida, Brassicales, Brassicaceae.
AUGGAUUUGAUGGAGAAGAACGUCGAGCUAGUCGAGGUUCAGAAACUUGAAGGCCACACCGAUCGGGUUUGGAGCGUAGCUUGGAACCCAGUCUCCUCUCACGCCGAUGGUACUUUACCGGUUCUUGCUUCGUGCAGUGGCGAUAGCACCGUACGAAUCUGGGAACAGAGCUUGCUCUCUCGCUCCUGGUCCUGCAAGGCAGUUUUGGAAGAAACACACACUAGAACUGUGAGGUCGUGUGCCUGGUCACCUUCAGGAGAUUUAUUAGCCACUGCAAGUUUUGACGGUAGCACUGGUAUUUGGAAGAAUUCCGGGUCUGAGUUCGAGUGUGUUUCGACCUUGGAGGGACAUGAAAACGAAGUCAAAAGUGUAUCAUGGAAUGCAUCUGGUACAAUGCUUGCAACCUGUAGUAGAGACAAGUCUGUCUGGAUUUGGGACGUGCUUCCAGAGAAUGAAUUUGACUGUGCUUCUGUGUUAAGUGGGCAUACACAAGAUGUAAAGAUGGUUCAGUGGCAUCCCACCAUGGAUGUUUUAUUUUCUUGCGGUUAUGAUAACACCAUCAAGGUUUGGUGGUCUGAAGAUGAUGAUGGUGAUUAUCAAUGUGUACAAACCUUAGGUGAAUCUAACAACGGUCAUUCCUCUACUGUUUGGGGCAUUUCGUUUAACGCUGCAGGGGACAAGAUGGUCACUUGUAGUGAUGAUCUAACCUUGAAGAUAUGGGGGGCAGAUAUUGUCGGGAUGCUGUCUGGUGAAGGAUAUGCACCUUGGACUCAUCUUUGUACACUCUCUGGUUAUCAUAACCGUACCAUAUACUCAGCUCACUGGUCAAGGGAUGACAUUAUUGCCAGUGGAGCAGGCGAUGAUGGUAUACGGUUGUUUGUGGACAGCAAACAUGACUCUGUUGAUGAACCUUCAUAUAGUCUUUUGCUGAAGAAGGAAAAAGCACAUGAAAUGGAUGUAAACUCUGUCCAAUGGUCACCUGGUGAGGAGAACCGGUUUCUUGCAUCGGCCAGUGAUGAUGGGAUGGUCAAGAUUUGGCGGCUUGCAGCUAAACCGUGA